AUGCAGCAGUACGUACGAAAUUGUGCCCUGUGCAAUGGCGGAAAAUCAGAACAUCAAAGAACUGAACAUUGUUUGUUGGAUCCCGACAUUAACCCUUACCGGAGAUUUGACGCGGAGCGACAAUGCGACUUCUGUAAAAGAGAUCAUGAGCCUCAUCAAUGCAAGGAAGCCAAGGCAAACGCUUGUGGUAACUGUGGUCAUGGAUGGCAUGACAAGCGUGAAUGUAUGCUAGACCAGAGUUUUGACUCUCAUCUUGAGCAAUUCACUCUCCCUAAAUACAAAACUGCAAGCCAGAUUCAAAAAGCUAGACCAGAGUCUCGGAGAGAAGAGUGUAGAGAUAAUUACAAUAAAAAAUUCAAGAAAGGACGCUACGCGCAGUCCCUGCCGUCUGCGACAUUGACAUCUACUCCUUCGGAAUCCGGCCCAUCUGAGACUGGUACUUCGGUAUCCCGUUCUAUAGAGUCUCAUCCUCUGGCACCUAGUCUCUCGGCACCUGGUCCCGUAGCAUCUGGCUCAACCAUAAGUUUGUCUGAAGCCAAUGCGAGUCUGCCAAGCCAAUCGAGUCAUCCACGUCAGAAAAGCCAGGCCUCGGGUCAAACCCAAAGUCAAACUCAAGUUCAAGCUCCUGCAGGUGGCAGUGAUGAUGCAGAGACAGGAGAGAAGGACGAAGCGACCAUCAGAAAGGAAAAUCGCGAAAAGUGGACAAGUGCAAGUCUUGAGCUCCCUGGAUACCCUCCAGAGAAUCAGAUUCCACCUAUUAGUAACAACAACCCUAACGCCAAAACGAACUUCUUUCAAGUUAGUAUUAAUCCCAACCCCGUCGAUCUCCGGAGAUACCGCAUCGAAUUUGGAAAGACACCCAGCUAUGACUCUGCGGGCAAAAUCACCCACAGAAAUGUAUUUAAGCCUGACGUGAAGCGAACAACGAUAGAUCAGAUGCUGACAGCAAAUCCUCCAACUGCGACCGUUUAUGCAACUGAUUAUUUCUGUUACAUAAUUUCGGUCGGAAGGCUUUACCACGAAUGUGGGGAUGAUCUAAAUAAUAUUAUCAACAAAAGUCAUUCAAUAGCUUCUGCGGAUUCGACUUUACCUGACUUGACCAUGACUAAUGGAAUUGUUUACGAAAGUAAUGUAAACCUUGCGGAAUUGCAACGUUUCGUGAACCGUGAUCCAGCAAGAAAUCCCAAUUACAAUCCUGGUGAGGAUCUUAAAUCUUUAAACAUCAUAUCUUGGCAAAGGAUACAUUUGAGUACCUUUCAGGGGGGUCGGUUAGGAAACAAGUUUUAUCCAGAUAGCAUGGGAAAUCACAACGUCGAUGUUGUACCCCCAGGUUUCAGUCCAGAAAGCCAGAAGUACCCACUCUGGAACCUUCGCUCGGGAUUUUUCAGUUCCAUGCGCCCUGGGAGCGGGUGCUUGCUUCUGAAUGUGAACUGCACAACCUCGGCAUUCUUUCCAGAUAUUAUCCUUGAGAAUUGGAUUUAUGCCAAAUUCGGAAAUGGAAUUCAGCCUACAGACGUGUUGAGGAUGUUGAGAGGAGUCAAAGUUACUUUCAUCGGAGAUUCUAAGCGAAAGAAGCGGGCUAUUUGUGGCAUAGAUCCUCUAACUGUCUCUCAAAAGAUGUUUACUCCGACAGGCGGAAAUCCCAUAUCCGUCUGGCAGCACAUGUCCAAUACAUAUCCUAAACACCAGCAAGACUGUUCUCAAAAUGCUUGGUGUGUCAAUGUAGGUAGUAGCAUUAACGGGGGUAUGAAAAUAUGGUACCCAGCAGAUAUGCUCAGAAUUUGCUUGUGGCAACCCGCUGGAAAAAAGGCCGGGGUAGAAAUCACACAACAAAUGCUGACGCAGGCAACGAAGACCCCUUAUGAAAACCAAAGGGCUCUUAUGGUCGAUUCCAAACCCCAUUUAGCCUUGGUGCCACCACCAGAAUGUUACGUGCCGUUUGGCAUUAGAGUUUCACCAGAUCUUUUGCUUCUUAGCAGAGUUCGCCAACUAGCUCCACCUGAAUUGAGGUUUCGAAACCCCAACCCUAAUAACCAAGAUCGUGUGCGAGGCGUGUAUCCAAACCUGGCAACUUGGGCCCUAACUAAAGUUGCAAUCAAAAGGCCCCAAGAUACGUUGAAAGGAUUUGACGUGGUUAGCAAUGUUUAUCCUAAGUUAUUUGUCAUCAACCUCACGCAGCAUCGCAAUGCAGUGACAUUCAUAGAAACUUUGAUGGGCCAGUUGAGAAAUUAUGGUUUCAGCGCGCAAACCUACAGUAUGGCGCCUGCCAUUAUAGAUGCAGGUCUAAAUGCAAUGACUUCUCAAUUGCGUCGCGCAAGUGUGACGACUAUAUUGAAUGCAGUAGUCACUAGAUGGGAACAACAAUUCAAUCUCACUGGUAUCCCACUGAUUAUUGUUUUGUUGCCUAAUUCAAAGAAGUCGAAUCCUCGUCUGUACUCGGAUGUCAAAUGGUGGGGUGACUGUGUCCGAGGCAUACCCACAGUGUGCAUCAGUGAGGAUGCUAUCAGAAAGGGAGCGAAGAAGCAAGGUGGAGACAUAAAGAUUGAUUUCAAUCUCAUGGCAAAUAUCGCUCUUAAAAUCAAUUUCAAACUGGGAGGCAGAAGUCAUCACGUACAGGAUCUCGGAGUCGAAAAUGGAACCAUGAUAAUGGGCGCUGAUGUUACACAUGUUGGAAAAGGUCAAGAUGAUGGCUGUCCAUCUCAAGCUGGCGUUGUUGCUACUCGGGAUCAACACCACAUUCACUAUUUGGCUUCAGCACGUCUACAGACGCACAAUACUGAGUUCAUCGAGGAUCUUGAGGGUAUGGUCGAAGAGCGCUUAGAGGCGUACUAUCAACGCAAUCGCCGCCUCCCAAAACAUAUAUUGUUCUACCGUGAUGGAGUUGGCGAAACUCAAUACGGAAUGGUGCUCAGAGAAGAACUUCCUCAAGUUCGUGUAGCGUGUAUGAGAAUGGCCACCAAAUAUGAUGGGAACUCGCCAUUGAUCACGCUUUUGGUAGUAGGAAAGCGUCAUCAUGCGAGAUUCUUCCCUGAAAUUCCGUUGAAUGCACCAGCUAAUGGCAGAAAUCUCAUCGCCGGCACAGUAGUCGACCGAAACGUCAAUGAUCCUAAUCGUACAAACUUCUAUCUACAGAGUCACGAUAGCGCAUUAGGAACCGCGAGAACGGGUCAUUACGUGGUAAUUGUCGAUGAGUCUGCAUAUGGGCUUGACAGAUUGGAGCGUGUUACGAACAAUAUCUGCUAUACGGGAUCUCGCGCUACGAAGGGUCUCUCGGUCUGUACACCAGCGAAAUAUGCAGAUAUCUUGUGCACACGCCUCCGCUGUUACAUGUAUCCUGCUUUGCACAGAGAAAUGGGAACUACUCUAACUAAUGCGACGGUCACUCAGUAUCGACAGAAUGCCACAAUCUGGAACAGUACCGCUGGUAAUCCAUGGCAUCCUAAUGUCAAAAACAUAAUGUUUUAUCUUUAA
Messenger RNA from Botrytis deweyae, 3471 nucleotides. RefSeq lists its product as uncharacterized. The transcript is spliced from 6 exons. Bases 1 to 3471 code for a protein of 1156 amino acids. The record is from RefSeq and is a predicted model, not a curated record. Lineage: Eukaryota; Fungi; Ascomycota; Leotiomycetes; Helotiales; Sclerotiniaceae. Gene Ontology annotation, molecular function: nucleic acid binding; protein binding.